UGAUGGUGGUUGUUGGUGGUGGCAAUCCAACUUGAAGUUUGUGUCCGAAGUCUUUCGUUAUUUGAAUUUGAAUUCAGUUGCUGCGCGCUUGUAAACGAGAAUGGUUGUGCACGGCACAGCGUAACUUAAAACAGACAACGAACAACAACCAAAAACCGUCCGUCGCCCAGUGAAAACAACAAAACACCCCAAGUGAUAUCACAACGAAAAAAAGAAAACAAAAACAACGAAAAUUAAAACUAAAAAACAAAACGGACAGACAAACCGAUUGUCAGAAAGUCCACAAAAAAAAAUCAUACUCUUUUUUAUGGUACCUUUCCCCGCACCCUUUUCUUUAACUUUAUAGAGGGGGAGAUUGUGGUGAAUUGGUUCGCAUAUGCAAGAAAUAUUAAAUGAAAGUCAAAUGUGAAUGUGAAUGUGUGUGCAAGUUUCGAGUUUGCGUGUAUAUGUCAAAGCCUAAGUCAACUCUAUCAUUGUGCUGGGUUAGCCCACAAGAAUAUCUUUGUUGAGCCGUUAAAAGAAAAUACUCAGUAGCAGCGACGCAUACGUUUGUACAACAGCGGCAUCUCCAAACAGCACUCUACCAUCAUCAUCAUCGAAAACAAAAACAACAAAACCAAGACAACCACAAGAAACAAUAGAAAAGAAAAACGUUAGUUUUUCUCAGACUCUGUUUAAAAGUUUGCAGUUGUGAAAUAUCCAAAACUUGAACUGGAACUAUUUUGCCGCAGUCAUCGCAGUCGUCAUCGUGUAAAAAAAAAUCCUCCUGCCAUUGUAUUGGAGUCUGAGAGACAGCAUUGUAAACAACGCCGCGUCUUCUCACCGCUCACUGUUUGAGUGGAUACUUUUAAUCAGAUAACUUGGAACUUUCGAUCAUCCUUCAAAAAACGACACUUCAUCACACACUGUAGUUGGAGUAGUAGUUGAAGACAAUGGCGCUGCGUUUGCGUCGUGAUGUACAAAAGGCUUCCUAUUAUGUCUGGUUCUUGGGAGCCGAAGAAGCCAAAGGCUUACGUGGAAAUCGAGUCAUAAAUUCCGUGCUGCCGUAUCUGAUCGAUAGAUCACGGUCACAGGAACCCAUUAAAGUAACUCUACAAGUAUCACACAAAGGAAUCAAAAUUAUACAGGGCUCUUCUAAGCAUUUUAUACCACACAGUGCCAUAACUAGUUCGGUUCAAACCGAUGACAUAGUCGCAUGCGUCCUGCUACUUUAUAAUCCAAUCACAAAGUGUCCAUUGCACGUUCAUGCCUAUCGUUGCGAUUCGGAGACCACAGCCGAGGCCCUAAAUCAACAAUUACAAAUUUUGAUAAAUCGUCCCGAGAAUCAAAAGCGUUUUGAGGAAUUGGAAUCAAGACUGGGCAUAAUUCCUGGCAUGCCUCCCAGCAAAAGUUCCAAUCACGACGAAAUGAUUCACAAAAAAGAAAUACAUCAUCAACAGCAGCAGCAACACUCUAGGACCAGACAUGAAGCCCCUCCCAAGCGCCUUUUAUCCUCUAUGGGCAGUGAUACUGGCAAUAGCACUCGAGAGUCAGAAGGCAGCGAAGACAUAAAUGGUAACUCGCCAAUGUCCCGUUCUCCUUCGGGCCUCAAACCUUUGCCUUUGCAGCAAAACAAUGAAUUAUUCGAUUCCCUAGCAGCCGAAUUGAGGGCCAAACUCAAUGGCAAUGGACCGCCAUUGCUGCUGCCCCCUAGGGACUAUGAUACGGUGCAUAGAUCAAAGGGUAAUCUAGCGGCCAUCGAAUUGCGCCGUUGCCGCAAUUCUCUUAUUGUGGGCAGUGACAGGCCAGGGCCCAAUGUCACACAGAACAUGUCUAGCAAUAUAAUGGGUGGUGGCAUAGGAAGUGGUGGUGGAGGGGGAAAACAGGUCUCCUCAAGAGGUUCUUCUGGCAUAGGCUCCGAUUUGGCUCCCAGCCCCGAAAGACAGGAUAUCAACAGCUCGAGCGAGGACGAACACUGGAGCAAUGAGGCCGACAAUUCGGUGAUUGCCCUGAAACCCUCUCAGAUAUCGGUGGAAAGGACUACGGCCGCCAUCACUCAGCACCAUGUCAAUCUAUCACGUAAAAAUGCAGUACAUCCAAGAGACGAUGGUUAUUUGAGAGAUCUUCCCGCUAAGCCAUACACACCACGCACCACCACAACCACAAAGAAUGAAAAGAUUCCCAUUGUUGAACGCGACUCCAGAGCCAAGACUCCAGCUUCCAAUUCGUGGUGCCGAGAGGAUGAGAUUAAACCAAUAAUAGUACGUCCCACUAACUAUGAUUCGAAAAUCAAUCGUGUCUUGCAGAGUGAACAACAGUUUGGCUUGGAGGAGAAGGUGAUGCGGGAACGUCCCAAGGUGCAUGAAGAACGCAAGGGUGGCUAUUUGAAUCAUGUGGAAGUCCCAGAGCAACGUUACAAAAGCAAGCCAACAAAACCGGUGGACGACUACGACGAUGGCAUGGUGGCUCCCAACAAUGCUGGGCAUCAGAGCUAUCAUCGCAAAGAGAAUCUGACCGAUAAACAGAAAUACAUGGAAUACUCGAGCAAAUCCAAGCCAUUGCCAACCAAAAGCUAUGCCCACGAGGAGGUGCAGAGAUACGGUGGCAAGCAUCGCUAUGUCGAUCCCGCAGAUCUGCCAUUCGAGCAAAAUACCAGCACUGGUAAAUACGACAGCUACCAUCGCGAAUCACAUUCUCCAGAUCACUCAGAGCUGAGUCAUCGCACUGCCGAACGCCCAGGUGCCAAAUCACGCGAUGUGCGCGAUGGUGGCCGCAUGAGACAUCGUUCGCACGAACGCCAACCCGAACAAGAACAUCAUUCGCGCGACGAAAGGGAACAUCUGUCACACAGCAAGGAGCGCAAUCCCUAUAGGGAACCCGAGAGCAUUCCCUACAUUGAGAGUAUGGAGAAGAUGAUGAAGUCCACUGCCAUUCGCUACAAGUCCUAUGACAAUAGCGCAGAUCUUAGUGCUCCCCGCAGCAAGGAACCUUUGCAGAAUAAACUGAGCCAACGCAGCAAGACCCACUCACAUCACGAUGAUGAUCUAGAGUACAAUUACAAUAACUAUCCAAGUCAUGGAGGAGAAAGAGGAGGUAGAGGAGGUGAGUUUGUGGGCUCUUCAAACAAGGAUCGUUUCAAGGAUGCUAAGGACAAAUUCCGUUCCAUGGAACGUUCAGGCAGCCGUUACGAGUUGGCAGAUGAUAAGGAUCAACAGGAAUAUAAAUCGCGCCAACGAGGACCCUCCCACACACCUGAACAGUCGUCGGCAAGAGUUUACGAUGAUUGGAGUGAUGAGGAGCAUCUAUACGACAGUCCCCCACCGGAAUUCCGUUCGCGUCAAAGAUCACGCGAGCAAUGGAUGGAUCAUGGCGGUGGCAGACCCACUCAAGUCUUACCUGUAGAUGUUCAUGGGCGUGAUGGUAGGCCUCGAGAGGCCUCUGGCAAACGUGGAGAUUCUAGAAAUCGUUUAGACAAUGGCGAUUAUAGGGAACAACAGCCAACACGUUAUCGUGAAAAAGAUCAUCACCAUAGGGCGGCGAAUGAGGAGAGAAUGCAUGAGCAUACGCGCGAAUACGUGAGUAGACGUGAUUAUACGCCAGAACGAACACAUCACAGAUCGGAACGCUCCGUUGAAGCACAUUAUCCGCCAGCGAAUGGUAAGGCCUCGCCACCUGGCAGUGGCAUAGGCAUACCAUCGGCGGCGCAUGGCAAAGGAGGCAUGCCCGCCAAUAUGACCAAAGGUGGUUAUCGUCACAGCUACGCUGAACCGGUAUUCUCGCGAUCAGCUGGUCGUGUAGGCUUGGCAGCUGUUAAUCCCUACUGAACAGUGAGCAAAAGAGCAGAGCGAUCAUGCAAACGCUUGUUUAAAGAUUUGAAUCGAGAGUGUUAAACACUUUGGCUAUCGAACAAUCAGUUACACAGACUCACUCUCUUAAACACACAUUAAGACGUUGUAAAUGUUUUUUUUUUAUAUUAUUAUUAUUUAAUUUUCUUUUUGUUUUAUCUUUGAAAAUAUUUCAUCUAGCUGCCUGAGGUAACUCCAAUCCAUAAAGGUUCUUUGAAUCGAAUGCUUCAACACUAAUCAACUUAAUCGCGUUAUUAAUUAUUACAUGGACGAUAAAUCGACGGACCGAAGGACAUAUAGAUACUUGGCAGCACUGCCUAUGACGGAAACGGAAAUGUAGUAGGAACAAUAUCGUUUCCUUUGUUUGAAUGACAUUUAUUAGUAUCAGCUUAUUUUUGUAAUUGUAAAAAAGUUAUCUCGUAAAAAGAUUAUUCUAUUUGUGUUUUUUCUCCCUGAACACAUUCUUUUUUUGUGGUUGGUUAUUGAUUCCAAGUGUAUUCAUAUGUACUUAUCGUAUCGUAUCGUAGUAUUUA
This is a messenger RNA of Stomoxys calcitrans (stable fly), 4357 nucleotides long. RefSeq lists its product as uncharacterized. The record is from RefSeq and is a predicted model, not a curated record. The transcript is spliced from 7 exons. Bases 933 to 3803 code for a protein of 956 amino acids. Lineage: Eukaryota; Metazoa; Arthropoda; Insecta; Diptera; Muscidae.